Molecule: messenger RNA, 1031 nt
Organism: Gymnodraco acuticeps
Lineage: Eukaryota; Metazoa; Chordata; Actinopteri; Perciformes; Bathydraconidae
Gene: kncn
Product: kinocilin
Exons: 5
Coding region: 335-787 (150 amino acids)
Source: RefSeq, a predicted model, not a curated record
AGUGUAUUUAUAUUUCCUAAAUUACUCUCCAGGCAUCCAGUGAUACUAGAUGCCGGUGCUGGUAGGAAGAGCGCUGUGAUCAGAUUUGUAUCGCACGUAUCGCUUUCAUGUAAAAGUCAGAGACCCAAGCUUUCUAAUUUUCAGUGGCAAUGGAAACCAGAGCCCCAUCUUUAAAGAUGCAUGAGACGUCUUGAUCCACGGAGAAUAGGGAUGGAGGCUCUGUCAGAGAAAGUGUUCCUGUGUCAGAGAGUGAAAGUGAGGAAGAGGAGAGGUUUCCACAGAUGAUAGCGAAGUUGCCAGUGGCAGUGAGGGCCCUGAGGCCUCCGCCUGCCGAAUGAACCCCGUCAGCGUCGGGGAGUACCACGGACUGCGGGUGGGCUCGUCCCUGCUCGGCAUCGUGUCGGGCUGCAUCAUCAUCGGGGUGUCUAGGGAAUGUGACGCCGAUGCUGUAGGAGGGAUCUUCCUGGGAGCGGGAGGCCUCGGCCUGCUCAUAGCAAUCUACCCCUUCAUUAAAGCCUGGCUGAACAUCAACAAUAUUCUUCCAUCCUUUGGAAACUUCAGAGUGCACCCCACUGCUAAUGUCGCUCCUGAUCAACUUGUAGAGACAAUAAGAAGAGAAAGGACUCAGAGUCAACUCAACCUGGAGCGCUCCAAGAGUCGAAUGGGAACCUUUGUGGAGGGCGGACCGAUGGCUGAGGCCAACCCAGAUGAAGGGACUUCAGACCUGCCAGACAUCUUAUCUAGACGGAAACUUAAGCAGCCUACUGGAGAUCAAGACCUGCCAUGACGUCAACAUAUGCACAACCUUGCUAAACCUUCUUUCUUAGGUUUCUUUAAAAGAAGAUGAUCUCUUGUAGACCUCUUAUCUCCUGAACCUGCUCGCUUGUCGAGAUUGUUUUUAUGGCCUAAUAAACCCCUCCCAAGAUUAUAUUGUUUUUGCUUGAAAAACUAUUUCAGAACUUCCUUCCAAUGAGUGAAGCAAAUACACCCAGUAAUUUGAAUUGCUUGCAGCUCAUAUCAUCAUCUCACAA